AAAGAAGUAAUAAAUCGAGAGAAGAAGACACAAGAAGAUUGGAUGAAAAAAUACAAUUACCUAACUGGCGAAUAUUUUAAGCAGGUUCUUGUUGAAGAAUGCAAAAAAGCAGGACUGCCAUUUAAUACUUUUGAGGGGAAAAAAUUGUCCAAUUCCAUGAUGGAAAAAAUUCCAUUUUCAUUAAAAGCAUCGUCAGCAAUUCCAAAAACAAGUUCAGCACUCAUUGGUUGGAGAUCGUCAAUUCUUGAGAAUAAUUUAGAAUAUGUUGGUCCAUUUUAUGUAUCACCAUUAACGACAUUGGAACCACCGUUAGAAUCUGAUGGAUUUCAAAUUAAAAAGCAAAGAUUUAUUAUUCUUGGAUGA
This is a messenger RNA of Leptopilina heterotoma, 363 nucleotides long. RefSeq lists its product as uncharacterized. NCBI's taxonomy places the organism in Eukaryota, Metazoa, Arthropoda, Insecta, Hymenoptera, Figitidae. The record is from RefSeq and is a predicted model, not a curated record. The transcript is spliced from 2 exons. The annotation marks the transcript as partial.